Molecule: messenger RNA, 436 nt
Organism: Apis dorsata (giant honeybee)
Lineage: Eukaryota; Metazoa; Arthropoda; Insecta; Hymenoptera; Apidae
Product: pupal cuticle protein-like
Exons: 2
Coding region: 16-435 (139 amino acids)
Source: RefSeq, a predicted model, not a curated record
GGUCGUUGGUGGAUCAUGGCUAACACGAGACUCCUCCUCCUCACGUUCUCGUGUCUCAUCCUCGCAGCAUCCUGCGGGGCGGGCUACGCCCCCUACGGGGCACCGUAUCACGGCCCACCGGCGCCGUUGGCUCACGACGGGAGAGUGAUCGACACACCGGAAGUGGCUCACGCCAAAGCGGUCCACCUGGCUACUCACGCGGCGGAAGCCGCCAAGGCAUCUCCCUCGACCGGUUACGACGAUUACGACGGGAAAUACGAAGGGAACGGCGUUUACGUGGCCGGUCAGAGCUUGUACUACGGACCCCCGGCACCGUUGGCCCACGAUGGGAGAGUGGUCGACACACCGGAAGUAGCGCACGCCAAGGCCGCGCACCUGGCGGCCCACGCGGAACAGAUUUCGAAAAUAGCCCCAUACCAGAAGGCACAUUGGUGAA